Panicum virgatum (switchgrass) is the source of this 1177-nucleotide messenger RNA. RefSeq lists its product as uncharacterized. The coding region runs from base 70 to 1032 and encodes 320 amino acids. The transcript has a single exon. The record is from RefSeq and is a predicted model, not a curated record. NCBI's taxonomy places the organism in Eukaryota, Viridiplantae, Streptophyta, Magnoliopsida, Poales, Poaceae.
CCCGGAGGGAAUGACUUGCCACUGAGCAGAUCGAAAGCAGAAGCAACGAGCUCGCCAGAGUUGGCUGCAAUGGCUAAGAGCCACCGCCGGCUGUUCCCCAUGCUCCUGUUGCUCUGCAUCUCGAUCUCGUCCAUUGUUGUGCCUAGCGUCGCCUCUUCGUCCCUCCUCUCCUUCGACGUCCACUUCUCACGGUGGGGCUACGACCCACAGGAAGUACUCUUCCACCAGACCAGCCCAAGAAACCUCAGCUCCCAUGGAGCCCGCGAACGCGACGUGUACACAGGCCACCAGGAGAAGGUGGUGCUCCGCCGCAAUAAGAAGAAGAACUUCGUGCCCAGCACCUGCGACUGCUCGAGGAUCGACGGGCUCAUGUACGCGCGGCCGGCGCUGCUCCGGGGCCCGGCCACCGGCGAGGUCGCCAGCUUCAAGAUGACGCUGUGCGUCAGGAUCAACCGUGGUGAGGCAGGUAGCUCCAAUGGCGUCCGCACCGGUCUGUUCCUGUUCCUGGUGCCCUACCCCUGGAAUCGCGAUGACACGAGGAAGAUAGAGGUUGGGCUCGACAGCAACUGCCCGGCGAUGAUGGACGGACCCAGCCUCGGCAGUGACCCGGUCGUGUGCGCCCACGUCCACUACGACAGCGAGGAGGAGCUGCUCAAGGCCAACAUCCGGGUCGGCGACCGGUCCUGCCUGUGCGUGAGGAAAAUUGACCGGGGACGCAUGCCCAGGGAGGCGGCCGUCGGGUUCGCCUCGACGAUCGCCGGCGACCCGAUCAAGCUGGAAAACGUUCUCACCUGGGCGUUCCACUCCACGCUGGAACCGAAGAAGAAGCAGGAUCCCCCGCGGUUGCCGCCUGGUGCGGCGACCGGUGCUGACGGGAGCUCCUCGGGGGAGCAGCAGGUCCGCUUGGAUCCCUGGAAUCGCAACGCCGAGCUGAAUUUCCGGUACCGGCGGAAUUGGCAGCAGAAUUGGCAACUGACGUGCAGCAUCAGCGUGUCUCUGAGCUAUGGAAACGCCAAUGAAGGCAUGGACUAGAUUGAAUUCAGACCAAACUCUAUUUUGUGUAAUAUAUGGCUAUAUUUUGCCUUCGGGUUCGGGCGUUCGAUCCCCUUCCUAGCUAGUAGUUGUUAUCUAUGUCUAUAUCUAAUUUAUGAACUUAUUCUUGUCGUGACUCUGUUUA